AUGGGAUUAGGAAAGACAAUCCAAGCAAUUGCAAUUGCUUACUUUUAUAAAGAAGAAUGGCCUCUUUUAAUAGUGGUGCCUUCAUCUCUGAGAUAUCCUUGGACAGAAGAAAUAGAAAAAUGGAUUCCAGAGCUAGGUCCAGAAGAAAUCAAUGUGAUUCAGAAUAAAACUGAUGUUGGGAGAAUAUCGACCAGCAAAGUGGCAAUUCUGGGUUACGGUCUUUUAACUACAGAUGCAGAGACUUUGAUAGAUGCACUAAAUAAUCAGCACUUCAAAGUGGUCAUAGUGGAUGAAGCUCACUACAUGAAGUCCAGAAAUGCAUCCCGCAGCAAGAUUUUAUUACCUUUGGUACAGAAAGCCAGACGAGCCAUUCUUCUAACAGGAACUCCAGCUUUGGGAAGGCCAGAAGAGCUUUUCAUGCAAAUUGAAGCUCUUUUUCCAAAAAAAUUUGGAACAUGGACUGAGUACUCUAAAAGAUACUGUAAUGCACAUGUCAGAUAUUUUGGUAGAAGACCACAAUGGGAUUGUAGAGGGGCAUCAAAUCUUAAUGAACUUCAUCAGCUACUAAGUGAUAUAAUGAUUAGAAGAUUAAAGAAUGAAGUUUUAACCCAGCUACCUCCUAAAAUUAGACAGCGCAUUUCAUUUGAUCUUCCAGCAACAGCAGCCAAGGAAAUGAAUAGCAGUUUUGAAGAAUGGGAGAGAUUAAUGAGAGUUUCAAAUUCAAGGGAUAUCGAAACUGGGAACGACUCUUUUCAAGUUAUGGGAUUGAUUACUCGCAUGUUUAAACAAACAGCUAUUGCCAAGGCAGGUGCUGUAAAGGAUUAUAUUAAAGUGAUGCUGCAGAAUGAGUCUCUUAAGUUUCUAGUUUUUGCCCACCAUUUAAGUAUGCUCCAGGCUUGCACAGAAGCAGUCAUAGAAAACAAGACCCGCUAUGUCAGAAUAGAUGGAAGUGUUCCCUCUUCAGAAAGAAUCCAUCUGGUUAAUCAGUUUCAGAAGGAUCCUGAUACUCGUGUGGCUAUCCUGAGCAUUCAGGCUGCUGGACAGGGUUUAACAUUUACUGCUGCAACUCACAUCGUCUUUGCUGAGUUGUACUGGGACCCUGGACAUAUCAAGCAAGCAGAAGACCGUGCUCAUCGAAUUGGACAGUGCAGUUCAGUGAACAUUCACUAUCUCAUAGCAAAUGGGACUCUAGACACUUUCAUGUGGGGGAUGCUGAAUCGUAAGGCACAGGUUACGGGGAGCACGUUGAAUGGCAGGAAGGAGAAACUUCAGGCUGAGGAGGGCGAUAAAGAAAAAUGGGAUUUCCUGCAGUUUGCUGAGGCCUGGACUCCAAGUGAAAGUUCUGAAGAGCUCAAGAGUGAAGCUUUGUUCACUCAUUUUGAAAAAGAAAAGCAGCAUGAUAUCCGAUCAUUCUUUUCACCCAAACUGAAGAAAAGGCAGUUGGUGACCUCCUGUGGGGAAUCCAGGAUGGGCCAGGAGAGCAGUACUGUAGAAGCAUCAGGCCCUGGGGAAGUAGCUGCAGGAGACACCAUUGAACAUGAACAUGAUCUUGGACCUGGCCCUAAAAGGUUGAAAUUGGAUGCCAUCCAGGAUUGUGGUGAUGCUCUGGAGGAGAAACCCCUCUUGCCUGGGCAAACCAAAGCUCCACUCCUGGAAGGUGACCCUGAGGCCAAGUCCCAGCCAGUCCCCCCAUCUUUUCCUGAAAAGGGGUGGCAGUGUAGUCUCUGCACCUACAUCAAUAACUCCCUGUUACCUUUUUGUGAAAUGUGUGAGAAUCGUCGAGGCAGCACAAACAGCCACAGCCCUACCCAGAAUGAAAACAAAAAUAGGAAAGAAGAUUGUCAGGAAGACACCUCCAGAAAAGUGGAAACUCACCUUGACUGUGAAAAACAAGUUCUCGCCCACCCAGCACCUGAAUUGUUACCCGAAAACAAGGAAGACCAAGAGGAAAUUGAAAGGGAAGGUGGACUCAGCCCCCAGCCAGGAGAGUUGAAGAAUGCAGAGGCUUUGCCCAUAUAUGAUAUCUUAAUGUUUUGUGCAAGUAGGAAUACUGACCGGAUUCAUCUCUAUACUAAGGAUGGAAAACUGUUGAACUGUAAUUUCAUUCCUUUGGAUAUAAAAUUAGACCUUUGGGACGAUUUACCAGCAAACUUUCAGCUGAAACAAAAUCGGUCGCUGAUUUUGAAGUUCAUCCGAGAAUGGAGUAGUCUAACUUCCAUGAAGCAGAGAAUCAUCAGGAAAAGUGGCCAGAUCUUCUGUAACCCGAUUCUGGCUUUUGAAGAGAUCACAAAGCAGCAGCCCAGACAAAACAGUACCAAACGAUACAUAACCAAAGACGAUGUUGCCGCCGCAUCGAUGGCCAAGGUGAAGAGUGAUGGAGGCCACAUCCGUCUAAUUACAAAGGAGUCUGGCAACUCUUCCACAAAAAAGCUUCUGGGCGAUGGAGCCAGUGUCCCAUUUCUAAAUCCCAGCACAGCCCCCACGGAUAUCACUCUGAAGCCUUCUACCUCCAAAGGCUAUUUGCAAGCAGUGGAUAAUGACGGGAAUCCACUCUGCCUUCGCUGUCAGCAACCUACUUGCCAAACUAAGCGAGAGGGUAAAGUGAACGCUUGGGAUUCACGCUUUUGUUCCCUGAAAUGUCAGGAGGAGUUCUGGAUACGAUCUAAUAACAGUUACUUGCGAGCCAAACUAUUUGAAACAGAACAUGGUGUGUGUCAGUUGUGUAACUUGGAUGCGCAAGAACUCUUUUUACGUCUGAGAGAUGCCCCGAAAAGUCAGAGGAAGAGUCUUCUGGAUAGUACUUGGAUCGCAAAACUCCCAUUAGAACAGCUAAAUGAAAUGAUAAGACACCCAGUGGAGGGCCAUUUCUGGCAGGUGGACCACAUCAAGCCUGUCUACAGCGGGGGUGGACAGUGCUCUCUGGACAACUUUCAGACACUCUGCACCAUCUGCCACAAAGAGAGAACUGCCAGACAAGCCAGAGAGAGGAGCCAGGGGAGGAGACAGACUUUCAAGCAUGGAUCAGACAUCACGCGGUUUUUGGUGAAAAUGUGA
Molecule: messenger RNA, 3054 nt
Organism: Elephantulus edwardii (Cape elephant shrew)
Lineage: Eukaryota; Metazoa; Chordata; Mammalia; Macroscelidea; Macroscelididae
Gene: ZRANB3
Product: zinc finger, RAN-binding domain containing 3
Exons: 18
Coding region: 1-3054 (1017 amino acids)
Biological process (GO): replication fork processing; DNA repair
Cellular component (GO): nuclear replication fork
Molecular function (GO): ATP-dependent chromatin remodeler activity; nucleic acid binding; endonuclease activity
Source: RefSeq, a predicted model, not a curated record